AUGAUCAUCGCAAAUUUGGUUCGCUCAGUCCGCGUGUGCAUCAUGAAGAAUCAUAAACAUAGGUUUGCAAACAAGCCUGAACUCUACGCAGGUUGGCUUCUAGAUAUGAAAACUUUAGCUAAACACCUCACUGAUGAAGAAAUAAAAGAAGUCGUGCUAAAGUUAGCGCGGGCGGAAUACCUUUACAAUUUGUUUUCAUAUAAAAACGUGGAACCUCUUAUUAAAAAAUUGAGCGUUGAUGAGAGAGCAUCCUUCAAAAAGCAAGUUUUUGUCCAAAAUGAGAUUGGAACAAAGGUAAGCACCUGGCUUUACCAACCACCCUCUCCACCCUCUGGUCCGGAGUGUGAAGUUUUGGACUCCAUUUUCGAUGAUGUUAAACAUAAGCCAGACAAAUACAAGGACAUUGAACCACCAAAUUUCAAACGUAGAAUACAAAAUAAAUGCGGUGCGCCUAUGAGAUCUGAUAUAGCAUACUGUAUGGUAGGCGAUUGUUUUCCGAGGAGUAGGAAAACUUUGCUAGAUCAGCUGUUUGAUCGCUAUAGAUUUUACAGCUUCGAUCGGAAAAUGUUUGAACUUCGAAAAUUGUUAAUGGCGGAGGGAUCUGUAAAGAAUCGAGAAUUCAUGAUGCUAGUGUUGGUUAGCAAAUAUGGAGAGAAUAUGGACCAAGUUAACAAAUUGAUAAUUUUGCUUGUUGAACGGCACAAAACCGAACCGAGUAAUUUGCGGGCAGCCAUUGUACGGAGCUUAGUUGUGCGGGCGUGCGUUUGGCGUCUACCACCGAGGGCUUGGAGUCUCUUGCUUGAUUUUGGACGAGAAUUAGGGCUUGAAGAAGCAUCGCAGAUAAUUUGCCUCGAAGGGAUGCACGCUGCAGUGUUGAGAACCUUAUUGUCGGGUGAAGAAUGUCCACUUUCUUUAAAAGCCGCUUAUCUGGAUAAUUUCUCGAUUCUCACUAAUAACAUCGGGAUCCAACUUCGGCGGAAAGUCUCCUUCAUCGACUUUUCAAUGAACGAGUUGCCCGACGCGAAUUAUUCCGCGAAACCUUUAAGGUUUUUAAAACAAAUACAUCAUAUUUGA
Molecule: messenger RNA, 1074 nt
Organism: Parnassius apollo (apollo)
Lineage: Eukaryota; Metazoa; Arthropoda; Insecta; Lepidoptera; Papilionidae
Source: the annotation of a GenBank genome assembly